AUGGUAGAAGGUGGUGCGAGUCCUGUCAAGCCCUCGUCGCCGAAGGCAGCGAAGAGGAAAGCGGCGCGCAAGCAUGCUAAGAAAGCGGGCCCCACCGUUGGAGAACUGAUUGUCAAGGCCGUGUCCGCCUCCAAGGAAAGAGGCGGAAUGUCUCUGGCUGCCCUGAAGAAAGCUCUGGCGGCCGGCGGCUACGACGUGGACAAGAACAAGGCUCGUGUGAGGGUUGCAGUCAAGACCCUGGUGAAGAAUGGGAGCCUGCUCCAUACCAAGGGCACCGGCGCUUCUGGCUCCUUUAAGAUCAAUAAGGCGGGUGCGAAGAAGAAGAAGCCCGGCAAGAAAGCGGCCGGGAAGAAGGCAGCCGGGGCGAAGAAGCGCAAGAAGGCGAAGAAACCGGCGGCCAAGAAGUCGCCCAAGAAAGCGAAAAGGCGCUCCGGAGCCAAGAAAGCGAAGAAGAGCGCCAAGAAACCUAAGAGGCCGGCAGCAAAGAAGACACCCAAGAGCCCCAGGAAGGCCAGGGCAGCCAGGCCUAAGGUCGCGAAGCCCAAGAGCAGAAAAGCGAAGAAAGCGGCUCAUUAG
Megalops cyprinoides (Indo-Pacific tarpon) is the source of this 576-nucleotide messenger RNA. RefSeq names its product histone H1-like. The record is from RefSeq and is a predicted model, not a curated record. Gene Ontology annotation, molecular function: DNA binding; structural constituent of chromatin. The transcript has a single exon. Bases 1 to 576 code for a protein of 191 amino acids. Gene Ontology annotation, cellular component: nucleosome. NCBI's taxonomy places the organism in Eukaryota, Metazoa, Chordata, Actinopteri, Elopiformes, Megalopidae. Gene Ontology annotation, biological process: nucleosome assembly.